CCGCUUCAUGCAUCAAGAAUGAAAAAGUCGCACAAAAGUCUCCAAGCGAUUCAUAUUCCCUCCAAGUCAUAUCAAUACCACUCACGACUAUUGUCAACCGAUUAGCCAUUAAAACCGAAUAUCUACCAAUCACUUACCACCCCAUCCACCACAAACACUACGGCAAUGUCCUCCCCAACCCCUGUCAAAUACGUCUAUAUCCCCAACCUAGUCGGCCGCCAAAUGCUCCGCAUCCCGGUCCUUCUCUGCGAAGACACGUUCGAGACUGCAGACGCCCCGACAAUCGCUCCAACACUUAAUCUCGACAUUCCCGCAGCAUCAGUAGCAACAACUUCAUCUUCACGAGCAACAUCUCCCGCACCGAGCGUUGAGAGUGUAGAGGAAGAGGAGUGAGUGAAAAUGCUUGGCUGCACUUGACUUGGGUCCUGGAUUUUAUGAAAGAUUCUCGUGUUCGAUAUGGUAUCGUGUCGAACAAGGGCUUCAGUAAAAGGGACGAAUAGCGAGCGAGCAGAGUACUAAGGAACUGGCAAGCCGCAGCACGCUACGCCCGACAACCUCAAUCAAUUGGAGGAAAAGCACUAGGGCGGAUUUUUGAAUUGAAUUGGGAGGUCGACUGAUCUUUGAGGAUAACUGCAGAGGGAAUAGAUGAAGGCCGAAGGAGGAGACCAGACAAAAUGGACAAUCGAGGGUAGAAUACCCUAUUCACGAGAUUAUGGAAGGAAUGGACACAAUGCACGACGUAUAUGAUAUAGCUACUCUAUGAUGGAAUGCGACUUUAAUAACA
Messenger RNA from Lindgomyces ingoldianus, 784 nucleotides. RefSeq lists its product as uncharacterized. Bases 166 to 393 code for a protein of 75 amino acids. The transcript has a single exon. Lineage: Eukaryota; Fungi; Ascomycota; Dothideomycetes; Pleosporales; Lindgomycetaceae. The record is from RefSeq and is a predicted model, not a curated record.